ACUGAGGAAAGGGGCAACAUUUGCAAGAAACAUAAAAAUGCAGAAAGCUUGGUGCUAUGAGGAAUAUGGUAGCAAGGAAGUCCUCAAGUUGGGGGAAUUCCCGCUUCCUACUCCCCUGCAAAACCAACUACUCGUCCAAGUACGAGCUGCUGCCUUGAAUCCUAUUGAUUCCAAGAGGCGCCAACGACCCAUAUUUCCUUCUGACUUUCCUGUUGUUCCUGGCUGUGACAUGGCGGGUGUUGUGGUUGCAAAAGGCAGCCGUGUUACAAAAUUCAAUAUAGGUGAUGAGGUCUAUGGCAACAUCCAAGACUUUAAUGCGGAGGGAAAACUAAAGCAGCUUGGGACUCUGGCAGAGUUCAUAGUGGUGGAAGAGAGCGUGGUUGCGGAGAAGCCCAAAAACCUUUCAUUUGAGGAAGCUGCCAGCUUGCCUCUUGCCGUUCAGACGGCAAUAGAAGGCUUUGAAACUGCAAAAUUCAAAGAGGGGCAAACAAUUUUUAUAGUCGGUGGAGCAGGCGGUGUUGGUACUUUAGUUGUUCAGCUGGCGAAGCACUUGUAUGGAGCUUCCUAUAUUGUGGCUACAACCAGCACCCCAAAGGUGGAAUAUGUCAAAAAUUUGGGAGCUGAUAAAGUUAUUGACUACAAAAAGACUAGUUAUGAAGAAAUUGAGGAGAAAUUUGACUUCCUCUAUGAUACAAUUGGUGACUGUAAGAGUUCUUUCGUGGUAGCUAAGGAUGAUGCACCUAUCAUUGAUAUAACAUGGCCUCCAUCGCAUCCGAGAGCUGUUUACUCCAGCCUGACAGUUUCUGGAGAAAACUUAGAGAAGCUCAGGCCUUGUUUAGAAAAUGGAAAGCUUAAAGCUGAGAUUGAUCCUACUGGCCCAUAUAAGUUUGAAGAUGUUGUUGAAGCUUUUCGAUAUUUAGAAACUGGAAGAGCUAGAGGAAAAGUUGUCAUCUCUGCCUUCCCUUCACAGCAUUUCCCCUCUCUUAUUUCAUGCGAGAGCCAGCACAAUCUUACUCCUGAAAUGGUUCCUCUUGAAAUGUCUGUUUACUGAAUGUGUAUACACUAAAAAUUUGUAAAGUUUAUUUUUGCCUUAAAUUCUCGUUGAAAGUCAAGCCGUUGACUGUGUUUAUUUAUUUGGUUGUUUUGUUUCCUUGUUAUGUAUUAGCUAAUGUAUCUUUUUUUUAGGAGUUUUUUAUUUUCUUAAUCAUUCUUUUCCUUUUACAAGAAGAUUGAAUUCUUAAUUGUCAAAUCUUCUUGAUUUAUUUUUAUUUUUUCCUUUAAGAGAGAUUCUUUUCCAGAAUUAUCUCACCCUUGUUA
Molecule: messenger RNA, 1317 nt
Organism: Pistacia vera
Lineage: Eukaryota; Viridiplantae; Streptophyta; Magnoliopsida; Sapindales; Anacardiaceae
Product: 2-methylene-furan-3-one reductase-like
Exons: 3
Coding region: 38-1051 (337 amino acids)
Molecular function (GO): oxidoreductase activity, acting on the CH-CH group of donors, NAD or NADP as acceptor
Source: RefSeq, a predicted model, not a curated record